CUCCAGCCCGGGUUUCCCGGCGUCCCGGCAUCUCGGUGCCAUCCGGGGGGAAGCGUUUAGGCGGCAGCAACCCCGGGAGGGAUGAGGAAGGUGGAGGUGCGGUGGCAGGUUCUUCAGGGACCUGUGGGAUUUAAGAACAUCUAAGAAAAUCUGCUUCUUCUACAUCCUUCCAUCUUAGCAUGCAAUUGAUUUCACUUGAAAUACCUAUCUGAAGAAACUUAACAGUAGGCGAGGUGUAAUUGCUUUUUAAAAAUGGUAAAAGUAACAGCUGACAGGAUACCCAAAAGAAAGCCAUAUAUUUGUGACAUUUGCUAUAAACAGUUUGAAACUCCAUCCAAAUUAGCUAGGCAUUAUCUGAUACAUACUGGUCAAAAGCCAUUUGAAUGUCAUGUAUGCCAUAAAACAUUUAGGCAGCUAGUCCACCUGGAGAGGCAUCAGUUAACCCAUAAGCUGCCUUUUAAGUGUACUGUUUGUUAUAGAAACUUCAAAAACUUAAUCACUUUCUUAAAGCAUCAGCAGCUUCAUAACGAAAAUUAUCAGAAUGAUACGAAACAAGCAGAAAACUCUGUGGAUUCUGAGCAAGACAGGGUCACUUGUGGCAUAUUUCAAUGUUCUGCGUGCUGGAAAUCUUUUACAGCUGAAGAACGGUGGACACUGCAUCAAUGUCUGAAGGCAGAUCAUCUACGUGGUGCCAGGAGGAGAAAGAAAAGUCAUGCUUGUGAAUCAUGUAACAAGACAUUUCCGUCAAGAUCUAAGCUAGAAAGACACUUCCUUAUUCACACUGGCCAGAAACCUUUCAAGUGUUCUUCAUGUGGCAAAUCUUUCAGACAGUCAACGCACUUGAAAAUCCAUCAGCUCACACACACUGAAGAAAAGCCUUUUCAGUGCUGUUUUUGUCAGAAGGGGUUUAAAAUACAGAGCAAACUCAUGAAGCACAAACAGCUCCAUGCCAGAAAUAAGACUUUCCCCAAUAUUGUAUACAAAGCAAAGACUCUUAAAUAUGCCAGACCUCACAACCUGCUCGAAGGAAAGAGGGAUAGUCUUGAGAAUGCUGACACUUACGAGUCACAGGAGAAAAACCCACUUGAUGUUCACUCAAUUUAUGUUGUACCAUUUCAGUGCCCUGCAUGUGAGCAGUGUUUUGAAACAGAGCAGGUUCUAAGUUUGCACAAAUGUUACUUAAGAGAUGGCAAAAGUUCAAAUAAUGGUACAACAGCAUGCAGCCACGCAGUCAGUAUGAAAAAUAAGAUCCUGAUGAAGCUGAAGUGUACUGGAGGAAAGGCAACAGACUUUGCUUUGACUGAUAGAAAAAAAAUAAAAUCGGGUCACUUUAAAAGUUCUGACCUGGUUGCAGCUAGAGAUCAGUGUUCUGAUCAGCAUGCUUCUACUAAACCUUUCAAGGAUUGCCAUAGCAAGCUUGACAUGCACAAGGUACUUAGUAAUCGGAUGAAAAGAACCUUAGCUGUGCCAUUACCUUGGCAGAAGCACCUGCAACCUCACGACUUUGGAAUUAAUUUAGAAGGUAUGCUUCCUGGUGAAAGCAUGUUAAACAUUGAUGAUUCAGUGGAUAAUAAAGAAGAUGCUUUUUAUGGUUCAUCAGAUGAUGGUUUCUUUGAUAAUUCAGAAGUACCUCACUGUGCUUUUUCAGCUUCUGCUAAAAAUAUACAUAACAGACGCAAAGUGUGUAAAUGUGACAGAUGUGAAAAAAUCUUUCCAUCUUCAUCCAAACUUCAAAGACAUUAUCUUAUACACACGGGACAGAAGCCCUUUGGCUGUAAUGUUUGUGGGAAGACAUUUAGACAGUCAGCUCACUUAAAAAGACAUCAGCUCACCCAUACUGAAAAGAGACCCUAUAAAAGCCCAGUUUGCCAGGAAGAAUUUGAAAACCUGAACAAACUUUUCAGUCAUCGGGGAGAUCACAUUGAAUUUAAGUGUUCUCAGCCUGUGGGUUAUUCGGGUUGUUCUCAAACACCUUCACAGGCAUCUAGCUUUCAAGAAUUUGAGCUGAUUCAGUCAAACCAUGCAGCUGAAAUCAAAGUUGAAAUCGAGUCAGGGGACUUUGUUCUUGACACCAGCAGUAGAAGCACAGAGCCGUCGUAUUUGGGUAGUAAAUUGUUGGAAACAGAGAAAAGCUGUUACAGCUGUUGGCAUGACUUUUCUGAAGAUACUGAAAAAAAUGAAGAUGUUAACAAAUUGUAUCAGUGCAGUAUCUGCUUUAAAAUUUUUAAGUCUCCUUCAAAGCUUGAAAGACAUUAUGUAAUGCAUGCUGGACAGAAGCCUUUUGAAUGUUUAGUUUGUGGUAAAAAUUUCAGACAGGCCCCACAUUUGAAAAGACAUCACCUUAUUCACUUUAAAGAGAGCUUAAACCUGAGUUCCACUGCGCAACAACUGAAGAAUACAUAGUUUUUAUCAAAACUGGAUAAUGUCCUAUGAAAUUAUAUACGUGGUUGCAUAAUUAUUAAAAGGCUUAUGUUAGACCGAACAAUUGGCUGAAUGGGAUUAUCUUUUUUUCUAUUAUGGGGAUGACUAUUACGACUAUUCUGUUAUGGAGGUGAAGAGUUAAUUUACUGUCUUUGGAACUGUCUACUUGAUAUAAAUUGUGGCGAAUGUAGGAAGAUGUUUAAAACAAAAAAAACCUUGCAACAGAAAAGCCACUUUGCAUUUAUUUUCCUAAAUUAAUUCAUAAGUACAGAUUCUCACUGUAUUAAUAGUGUUGCAGCAAUCUGCAGUGCUGCACGAGUCAUAUAUUUUAAAAGUUAUACCUUUUUCUGUACAGGAUUUUAUGUUAUGCUGUCCAAUUAUAACUACCAGAAAAGUAAAGAUAAAAAGCUUAACUUCUAGAAUAGAGAAAAAAUGGUCCUUUUACUUUCUUCUGGAUCCCUAUACAUUGCACACAAAGGACAGUUGCUGUAUUUAUUUCAUACUUCCUAAAAAAAAAACAAAUAGAAGAUGCAGAAAAUAAGUAAGUAGAGAAGGGGGAAAAUAAUGAGAAAAAAAUAUUGAUGUGGCAUUAUAGAGGAGUUAAUAGAAAAAUGUUACCUGCUUUGUAAUGUGCUUGGAGAUCUGUGGAUGAGGAAUUGGAUCUUUUCCCUUUUUAUGAUAAAAUAUAAGUAGAUAAUGCUAAAAUAGCAGGGUUUCUAAUCAGUUAAUCCACUUUACCACUUCUUUGUGUAUCCCUUGCCUUUUCUAGCUUUUUUGGCCAGUUCAAGCAAUACCGAACUAUUUUUCUGCAAGAAAAGAAGACAAGAAAUUAUCAUUAACAUUGUAAAUGGGCUUACUAUCUGUUCCAGUCUCCUGUCUAGCACACAUGUUGCACCAGUAAAAGAAAUGUUCUCUGAAAUGUGGUAAUAAUUCAGACGAGCAGUUUUGUUGGGAAGUCAUGUUCUUGUUACAUUAAAUAUAAGAGACUGAAAAUAACUUUUAGCUCAAAUUAAGUAAUUCCAAUUUUGUAUUAAUAGAAUCAGUAGUUAUACUUUCUGGUAAGUAGGGAGCUUUGCCCAUUGUUCCUGUAGGGCUGGCAAAAAGCGUAAGUGCAAUGGAGCUUUAUUAAUUAUGAACAAGAAUAAAGUUUCUUUUUUUUUUCCUCUGAAAACUACCUUUUUAGGAUAUUUUCCUUUGUUAUGCAAUUUUUGAAUAGUUGAACCAUGAAGUUUUUAAUCCUAUUUCUAAAUUAACAUAUCUGUAAGUAACAUGACAUUCUUUUCAUGAUUUAAAUAGAUCUAUAUUUAUUUAAGUAAAAUGGUUUUGAUUUUUGUAAAAAAAAUUUGAAAUUAUUUAUCUAGGUUUUGUUGUGGCAUGAGCUUUGUAGUAUUUGGUAUAAAUGAAGAGUGAAGAAAACUUUUAUUUUAUUUUUGUACAUGUUACUGUUUCUCAUUUUCAGAGAGAACAAAACCAGGAAAGAUAGUUGGAAACAGUCUGUAGUUACUGUGAUUUUUGUAUGACAGAUGAAUUCAAUAUGUUAAUAAUAUAGUUACAUAUUGAGAAUUUUUCUCCCUAUGUGAAUUGUUUCAUAUUGAAAGAGAAUACUGUAUAAAGUGUUUUGAAAGUGUAUUGUAGAGCUCUUGAAAUACUUGUAAUAAACUAUUUUGUUUAUGUUGUA
Molecule: messenger RNA, 4099 nt
Organism: Falco peregrinus (peregrine falcon)
Lineage: Eukaryota; Metazoa; Chordata; Aves; Falconiformes; Falconidae
Gene: ZNF770
Product: zinc finger protein 770
Exons: 2
Coding region: 253-2403 (716 amino acids)
Source: RefSeq, a predicted model, not a curated record